CGAACCGGUUGAAGGAGGACCUAUAAAGAGAGUAAACAGAGUUGACAUUAGACCUUGUGUGCCCAUGCCUGUUUUCAUGCCGCAGCAGAGAAGCAGAUCCCGGAACACACCUCCAGCUGCCAUGCAAGAGACCAGUCCACACCCAGGCGAAGCUGCUGAUGUUGAUGAUGGUGUCGUGGUGGAACAGGUGACCGUCCCUAGCUUUGGCCCCGGUCUGAGUGGGACGCAGCAAUCAGUCCUCCUGGAUGAACCCGAAGAGACCAGGCCAUAUAACACUGUGAGCAGUCCAGACCCCGAGCUCGCUGAGGAACAUGCAGAGCCUGGACGUGAUGGAGAAUGGCUGGAACCAGACCCUGAGCCUGAGGAGGAGCAUCAGAGGCCGGAGCAUGAUGGUGAAGGGCAGGAGCUUGAACCAGUGCUUGAUGAAGACCCUCCCACACCUGAACUGGAAUCCGAGUCAGAAUUGGAAUCCGAGCCUGAAUCUGACCCAGGGUCAGCCCCCACCCCCCGUAGAAGCCAGAGGUCAAAUGCAGGCCAACAUCCCAAUCUGCAUCAUGAGCCAAAGUCAGUGCUAGACUCUAGUCCAGCUGCAGUCUCUCAGAUGAUCGCUACUUUAGGCACAGCAUUCAUUAAGGAGGUUGCAAGAGAAGUUAUAAAACUAUUAGUAGUCACCGAGGCCGUUGACUAUUAAGCAGGGGAGAAUGUAACCGGGUCAUAUUUUGAGGUUGUAUGUUUUCUAAGUGGUAAUGGGACAUGUCUCCUUUAAAUGCCAGAAAACUACAUUGCAUCAUGUUGUAGUUCCUGGGUUCGUAUGUGGUGAAUUCUGGGUAUUAAGACUGGAGCGAGAACGCAGUGCAUCAGAGAAGGUGGCUGGCGUGAGGGAUAUUUGGUGAUACUUGGUUAAUAUUGCUGCAGACAUAUAGCCAUACUGGUAUCCUGGGAGCACACGUGUGUGGAGGAUAGAGAUGUGUGCGUGUUAGGAACAUGUAAGUGUUGGUAUCAUUUCAUUCGGACAUACUGGUGUAUAUUUUGGUUUUAUGUAUAUUUUAGCUUUAUGUAUUUGAUGUUAGUGGUAUACUAAUGAUGUUUUUGUAUUUGUCUACUCUCAGUAUCACCACUACCGUUUUGUAUUGCUGAACCUUACUUUCAUUUAUUUUCUUAUACGGCUAGUUCAGCUACAGAGUUGGGAUAGGCUUAGCUUGUGUACAGGUUAGUUUAUCAUAUAAGAUUUCUAUUUGAUGUCAUUUUAUUUUUGUACUUUUCUAUACAAAUCUUUUGUUUUAUAUAUCUAUCAGAUAAAGAACCCUUACUCUUAA
Clupea harengus (Atlantic herring) is the source of this 1316-nucleotide messenger RNA. RefSeq names its product apidaecins type 73-like. NCBI's taxonomy places the organism in Eukaryota, Metazoa, Chordata, Actinopteri, Clupeiformes, Clupeidae. Bases 65 to 691 code for a protein of 208 amino acids. The record is from RefSeq and is a predicted model, not a curated record. The transcript has 2 exons.